Terrapene triunguis (Three-toed box turtle) is the source of this 4362-nucleotide messenger RNA. It is a transcript of the gene RFFL, whose product is annotated as ring finger and FYVE like domain containing E3 ubiquitin protein ligase. NCBI's taxonomy places the organism in Eukaryota, Metazoa, Chordata, Testudines, Emydidae. Bases 171 to 1268 code for a protein of 365 amino acids. Gene Ontology annotation, molecular function: ubiquitin protein ligase activity. The record is from RefSeq and is a predicted model, not a curated record. Gene Ontology annotation, biological process: protein K48-linked ubiquitination; negative regulation of extrinsic apoptotic signaling pathway via death domain receptors; proteasome-mediated ubiquitin-dependent protein catabolic process. The transcript is spliced from 7 exons. Gene Ontology annotation, cellular component: cytoplasm; plasma membrane.
CUGGCUCCGGCCGGGGUGGGUAGUUGUCAUAGCGCCGCCGCCGCGCGGGGCGGAGGGGGAGGUUCGGUGCAGCCGCCCGCGCCGUCCCCUUCCCCUCGCCGGAGGGGCGGGCCCGGGCCGGGCGAUACCGGAGACACCCCCUCCCGGGAGCGAGGGGCAGAGCAGUUACUAUGUGGGCAACCUGUUGUAACUGGUUUUGUCUGGAUGGACAACCUGAGGAGAUGCAGCAGCGGCCGCAGCAGGGUGCCAGACCCCAGGCGUAUGCCAACCCAGGUUACAGCUCCUACCCUUCUCCUACAGGUUCUGAACAGAACUGCAAGGCGUGUGGGGUGCACUUUGAAAAUUCCUCCAGGAAGCACAUCUGCUUUGACUGUAAAAAGAAUUUUUGCACUUCCUGUUCAAGCCAGCCUGAAAGCAGUCCCCUUGUCUGCCAUCUCUGUCAGCGGUUCCAAGCCACAGCCUUUCAGCGGGAGGAGUUGAUAAAGAUGAAAGUGAAGGAUCUACGAGACUAUCUGGCACUACACGAGGUUUCCACAGAGUUGUGCCGUGAAAAGGAAGACCUGGUGUUUCUGAUUCUUGGGCAGCAGCCUGUAAUCACCCAGGAGGAUAGAAUACGAAUCCCGCCAUUAAACUCUGGCACAUCUGGACAGCAAAGCUUUGUUAUUCUGCCACAGACCAGCACAGCAUCUUCUACCUCACAUGAUGCCUCUCCAAUGUCUGCAGACUCCAUCUUGAGUCCAAUAACUCAGGAACAUCAACAGGCAAAUGGGCAUGUGCCUCCAAGCCAAGACGAUAUGACAGAAAUUGAGAAUGCAGCAGAAGCACCAACAGAGGAGGAGACACAGUCUGUUGACUCGGAGGAUAACCUGGUACAGGGGCGGAGGGCCUCUCUUUCUGACCUCACGAGUGUUGGAGACAUUGAUGCGCUCUCGGUGCGACAGCUGAAGGAAAUCCUGGCUCGCAACUUUGUCAACUAUAAAGGCUGCUGUGAGAAGUGGGAGCUGAUGGAGAGGGUGACCCGUCUUUAUAAAGAGAAAGACCUUCAGCAUCUGGUUGCUGACACGGAUGAUCAAAAUGUUUCCUCAGGCAGUGCUGGGCUCCCUCGCACUGAAGAGAAUCUCUGCAAAAUCUGCAUGGACUCACCAAUUGAUUGCGUCCUGUUAGAAUGUGGCCACAUGGUCACCUGCACCAAGUGUGGAAAGCGUAUGAGUGAGUGUCCCAUAUGCAGGCAGUAUGUGAUCAGAGCUGUCCAUGUAUUUAAGUCCUGAGGGAGCUGGAGGAAGACCAGUGUUGCCUUAAAGCCUCAUCUGCUGUUAGAGAUGGUCAGAAUCUCUACAGGUAGGUCAGAAACGGGCACGUAGGACCUCACAAGAAACCCAAAGUUCAUAGGCGAGAUGAGGAAAGGAGAAAGCUUGGGGAAUUGUUCUGAUUGAAGCCAUUGACUGGCUGUGCCCUUCACACCACAGUGCUUCACCCUGCAGUGCCUAGACUCCGGGAGCCCGCUGUCAGCAGCAGACACAGAAAUAAUUAACAGCUUGCAUUCCGGGCCAGCUUGAUCAACUGCUGAUGGGGGGCAAAUAAUCACUCGGCUUUCCAAAACUAACACCAGAUUCUGAGGUGUAUUUCCUCCACAAUAAUAAAUAAGGUGGACUGCGGUUUUGGCACAUGACAUUUUCUUUUGUUUUGCUGCUACUGAAUUCUCCCCUUCUGGUUCCCUCUUUAACUUGCUCUGUUCCAGGCCACACCUCCACUGAUAUUUUUAUUUUCAGGGAACAAAAUCUUAUUGGGCUGGUUCCCUCUCCCUACGCCUUUUUUUUUUUUUUUUGGAAUGUGUAACUUUAUUUUUAUCUCUAGUUCCUUAUGCUUGCAGGCCAGGCUGAACUUUUCUCCUCUCUGUUGCCUUUAGCUUUUUCAUAGUCAGAAUUAAUUUCUAAGCCUAGCCCUGUAAGGUUAUGGUGAAACAUUCACUAUUGCUACACAUUAAUAUGAAAAGGAAGCAGGACUUCAUACUGUUAAAGAUACAUUCUUUCCCUUUGAAAGAUAAGAGGCAGUGAAGUGGCUUAGGACAUAGAGCCUCCGCUUGACGCUUACCCAGCAUAGGCAGUGUUUAUCUCCCUCCCUCCUACAAUUUGCCGUUCCUUGGGUUAUUCUUUGUUAUAACACCACAGGAUGGUGUGUUGCCUGCCGGGUCUGCAAGCAAUCCCUGUAGAACUGAACUGGCUGUAGAGUCAACCUCCUCCAGUGACUAACACAUUGGGACCCUGAGGCACUAGUCCCUUACAAUGCAUUGCUUUGCUUGAACGCUAGUGGGAAAAACACUAUGGCCGUAGUAGUGUGAUUUUUGGUCUAGGGCUGCCUACACUCCUAAAAAGGAGUGGUGAGACAUUUCAAUUGUGAAGCCCUGAGUGGUGUAUUCUUAUAAUGACCUCCUAAGGCCUAGAGAUGAAGCUGUCAAAAAGAGAGAGAGACUGUGAAGUUUGGAGGAAAGUGUAGGAUGACUUUUUCCACUGUGAAUCUCUACAGCUGGGUUGUGUAUUUUCAGUCUCAUUUCUUGCUGUCUGCUGAUUUGUCUUAUGAUUUGAGGAAGAUCGUGAUGAUCAGUCCCCAGCCUUCCUUUUUCCGCCUGUUUACCAAUUCACCGUUCCACAGUCCUGAUGUGUUGCCAAAUAUGCAAAGACUGUUUGCCGAAGAGCACAAGAUAACUUCUCCAUUUUCCUUUUAUGGGGAUGAGGCUAUAGAUUCACCCUUAAAGAAUUCUACAAGGUAGACAGGGGACAUCAAUCACAAGCUGUUCAUGACAUCUGUGGUUUAGAAAGUCUCAGUGGAGCUAUUGCAUUGUUUUUUCCCCUCUAUGGAGUAUUAAAAAAAGUGAUCUUACACAGUAUCCUGGAAAUACUCCAUUCUGAACUGCCAGAAAAAUAAUCAAUUUCAAAAUCAUCCUAUUAUGCCUUAACUAAGACUUUUUUCAGCUAAAUUAUGGUUACACUAGUGUCUUAUCUUAUCCCAAAAGGCUACUGGAGCCAUUUAAGGCUUAACAUUUGCUUCAGAUUGUUUUUCACAGAUAGCUGUAAGCCUUACAUGAGUUCUUCUUACAUUAUUAUAGUACGUGCAUGGGUAUUCAGAAUGAAUGUGUGUGUGCAUACAUGGUAUGGUAUUGGGCCAGGCGCAGCAGCUAUAGACAACAAUUUCUAUUUGUCUACUCUAAUAAGAGUGGACAUUCCUAAGCUCUGCCGCACUAGAUAUGUAUGUAAAGAAGCAGCCUCUAUUGAUGUAUCUAUGCACACUUGUGGUAACAGCUGGUAAUCUUAAGUAACUGCAAAUGUAUGUAAUCUUUGCAACUAUUUAACAGUGCUGUACGACAGUAGUUAAUGCCUCUGCUGCAAGAAAUGCAUGGUGCGUGUGAGGGGGUCUUUCUUACGGAAGAGAGUAAACCAGUCCUGGUAGCUGAUAAAGUAUCAUUCACGUAUAGAUAUUUAAAGGAAGCUUUACCUCUGCAUGGUGAUCUGCAGCACCUGUACAGUAGAGAGGGCCUUUACUUUUAUUGGUGGUGAUUCCUGUAGAGGAAGGACAGGAGCCUAGCCUUGCCCCGCGGAUCCAUGUCCCUGCCCCUUCUUUCUGUGUUUCUCUUCAUUUCAUGUUAAGAGAGCUGCUACUUCUGGACAUUGACAUGUUUUAUAAUCUCUGGCUCAAGGCCUCGCAUAGCCUUUCUUAAACAGAGGGGUACUGACACACUCAUUGUGCCAGCAGCUAAAUUGUAUUCAGUUACAUGGGAAAAGUAUUUAAGUAAUUGCUAUUGAGCUGUUCAAUCAUGAAUGGGAAGAGGUUGUUUACAUCAGUCUCUACCUAUGGGCUAAACUUACCAACCCCAAUCUAGCAUAUUCACUGUGAAAAAUAAUGCAUAUACAGUAAUCCAUGUUCAGCAAUAACUGUAGGAUAGGGGAAGACACUUUCCCUAUUUAGUAAGCAAAUUUAAGGUUCUUCUGCCACUAUUCUACAGCAGAAAGGCCCCACUGCAGAUCAGUCUCUGCAAGGAUGAUUUUUAAGAACAAGAUGUACACAGCGCCCCCCCCUUGCAGUUUGCCUUCCUUUUCCCAUUGCAAAAAUUGAUUUUUUGCUGUGCGGGUGACAGAAUUUAUUUUAAAGUGAAACUUUAAGAGAGCUCCAGGAAACUGGUUCAUAAUCCAAAGGAAUAUACUGAUCUGAACUAAAAUGUAUGAAAAUAUCCAAGUGCUUUAUGUACAUUGUACACCUUUUGUUCAAAUGUUUUGAAAGUUAAUGUUCUACUUGAAAUGGCUUCUAUUAAAUCCUAGUUGAUAGUUAAACAACUAGUUUUGGUACAGAGUUCUGCUUUAUAAUUUUAUA